Molecule: messenger RNA, 2355 nt
Organism: Diachasma alloeum
Lineage: Eukaryota; Metazoa; Arthropoda; Insecta; Hymenoptera; Braconidae
Gene: Rpn1
Product: dolichyl-diphosphooligosaccharide--protein glycosyltransferase subunit 1
Exons: 1
Coding region: 162-1985 (607 amino acids)
Cellular component (GO): membrane; oligosaccharyltransferase complex
Source: RefSeq, a predicted model, not a curated record
AUUACGUGUUGAACAGCGGCCACGUCUCUGCCUGUCGCCACGUUUAUAUCGGCCUGUUCUAAAUUCCAACGACUAUAAACCGUCAAUAGCCGGUAGAUAUCCAUUGAACACUAAAAUAUUGAGCGACUUAAACCUCCAAAAGUGUGUGAAAAUUCAUAAGAAUGACUCGAACCAAGAGCUCAUUGAUCUCUCUGGUGCUCACCGUGUUUUUAUCAUCAGUAACAAUAAUACUCGCUUUGGAAGAGCUCAAUACAGGCAUUCUCCUCAAGAAUGUAGACAGAACGAUAGACCUUCAAUCCCAUUUAACGAAGAUAACUACGAAACUUGUGGUAGAGAAUAUAGGUAAAUCUCCGAUAAAGCAUUUCUACUUCGGAAUCGAACCUCACAAACGGGCAGGAUUGAGCUAUAUCUCUGCGCACACAAGGGACGCGAGUAGGACGGAGUUGAUUCUAUGGGAGACAAAACUUCGUGGCCAUGAGGAACAAAAUCUUUACAAGAUUGAGCUUAAAGACCCUAUCCAACCAGGUCGGACAAGCCCGGUGGAAGUAGAAACUGUCUCAACCCAUGAAUUGGAUCCGUACCCCAAGCAAAUAACCCAAAAAGAGAAGCAAUUGGUACGGUAUACUGGGAAUAUCAACGUUUGGUCACCUUACCCCGUCCAGAGGCAAACUACCAAUAUUGUUUUGCCUUCGAGAAAUAUCGAGAGCUUCACCAGGAUCAAACCAGUCUCAGUAAGUGAUACCACCAUCAUCUAUGGACCUUUAGAAAAACGUUUACCUUACACUCAAGAAGGAUUCGCUGUACAUUUCGAAAAUAGCAACAAAUUUUUAACGAUCACGAGGCUGGAGAGGCUUCUAGAACUCUCCCACUGGGGUAAUAUCGCUGUUGAGGAGACUAUUGACCUGCUUCAUACUGGUGCUCUACUGAAGGGAUCAUUCUCCAGGUACGAAUACUCCAGAGAAUCCAAAUCAGGACAGGCCAGCAUCCAAAGUUUCGACACAAUCUUACCUGCAGCUGCCUCUGAUAUUUAUUACAGAGACGAAAUUGGAAACAUCUCGACCUCUCACACUAGGGUAAAAAAAGACUCUGUCGAUGUUAAUUUGAGACCUAGAUUUCCAUUGUUUGGAGGGUGGAAGACUCAUUACACCAUUGGAUACAACGUACCCAGUUAUGAGUAUCUUUUCCAGAAUGGGGAAGAAUUUGUUUUAAAAAUGAGGGUCCUUGACCAUAUUUUUGAUGAUAUGGUGGUAGAUGAGUUGGUCCUGAAGAUUAUUUUACCAGAGGGAUCGAAGAAUCUGGAGUUGUUCCUACCUUAUGACGCUACAAGGCUAUCUGAUUCACUUCAUUAUUCUUAUUUGGAUACCUUCGGACGUCCUGUGAUUUCUGUGACGAAAAGAAAUCUCGUGGAGCACCACAUUCAGGAUUUCCAAUUAAAGUACAACUUUCCGAGGAUUCUGAUGCUGCAGGAGCCUCUACUGGUCGCGGUGGCUCUUUAUUUGUUGUUUCUCCUGGUAAUAAUUUAUGUGAGAUUGGAUUUCUCUAUUGAUAAGGAUGAAGCUUCAGAGAGUAGACUGAGAAUUGCAGGGCAGUGUGAAAAAAUUCUUGGAGCUCAGGAUAAACGAGUUACUUCUUAUAAUGAACUCGACGAGCAUCUGGUUUAUUUGAAGGCAAAUAAGGACACUGCGGCGUUUCUUUCUGCCAUGAAGUCCAUCAAUCAAGAGUAUAAGAAUGCCACUAAUACUGUGAAUGAGCUGGCGCAGAAGCUGAGAAGUGAUUCAGCUGAUGUUUAUGAGAGGAUUCAAGAACUCCAGAAAUACGAUAAACAGCUGAAGGAAUUUUAUAACCAACAACAGGCACUUUACGUAGAUAAACUGGUUCCUGGGAAGAUUAGUCGCCAGCAGUUCGUCGAUGCUGAGGGCAUCAUCACCAGGAAGAAGGAGGAAUGUGUUGAGAAGAUUAACGCUGUUGUCAAGUCACUACAUUGAGAGAUUUGAAGAGAGAUUGAAGAAAAGGAGUUAGAGCAGGGAAACACUAUUACUGAAUUUGAAUGAAAAAUAAUUUCGAGAGAAACCAUGCAGUGAAAGGGGAACAGGAGAUGGAUUUGCGUAUUAUGCUCGCAUUACUCUCGGCAUUAGAGAAAUUAUUAGGUGCAAACGAAGCGGUCAAGAAAUUGUUUUUGAUUUCUGACAUUUAUACAAAAAGGGUUUCUCAAUUAUUUCCGAAACAAUUGUUUUUGAAGACAACCGCAAAAUAAUUUGAAAAAACAUUGGAAUUUCAUGGCUGCAGAAAACAUUGUUCUGAUUGCUCAGGCACUUCGAUUCAAUAAUUUGUAAUAAAUCAUAAAGUUCUGCUAAU